AUGCCGCAGCCCUGCGGCUUGAUGCGGCUUGGUGUCUUUAUUCUCCUGACGCAAUCAUGGCGGAGUUCGAACUUCCUGCUGUCCCUACCUGUGCACUCUCACAAGGACGAUGCUCGUGAUUUCUGGCGAUUAACAUGGAACACCACGGAAACAACCGCAGAGAGAUUGGUUGAGAAGCUCCAAACGAUCGGCGGGGAAGGCCUUCAUCUCCACCUAGACUUGACUGCUGAGGGUUUCGUGACGCUGACCUCGGGGAAAGAUUUCCUUCAACUAGAAGAGGUUCCUGGAGACUCGACCUUCGUUCGAUGGGAGGACCUUGCCGGACACUUGCAUGGAAAUCUCGCUAGCUACCGUCCGGACUUAGCUCUUGACCUUGAGCUGGCACCAUUUCUGGCAGGCCGCACCUCGACCGCAGAGGUGGGUUUAUUCCUGUUGGUAUCUCCAACGAGCAAAUUGUGGCGAUUCCUGCCCCUCUCAGUGCGGCGAGUUUGGACUCGCUUGCAGAACUUCAGGCUGCAUGUGAUGGUCCACUAUCCGGAUGAUUGGCAGCCGAGCUUCUGGCGAAGGCACCUGGGCAGUAGCUAUCCCGCCCUCGGCGGCAUCCACUGGUGCGGAGCAGUGAACCGCUUCCCGGCUCUGAAUCCUUGGCUGGCAGAACGGCGUCCAUGGGACACCUACUUCAACAAGGUGUUUGCGAUGAUCGCCAUUGCGGAGCACCAGCGUUACAGGUGGAUCCUCUCAGUGGAUGAUGACGUGAUCCUGCCACCAUUUGCUUUGAUGUCCAUGUUAAGCAUUGGGCAGAGAGCAGACGAGGCCAACUGUUUUGCCGCGCUGCCACUAACGCAGAAUGGCAUCCCGGCUACCGAACUAUUUGCCACCAUGUGGAUGCAGCUUGAGGACAGGAUGAGGCUCUUCAGAUGCUUCUCUGACUGCUCGGGGCACUUUUGCAAUGAAAAUGGAAGUCUGAUGACCUUGUGCCGGCCAAACGGGUCCCGCCAAAGCACAUCGUUCGUUGAAGUACCGGACCCUUGGAAUGAAAUGGAGUGGUACCGAACGCUAUCAGAACAGUUCGAAAUGCGCUGGUGGAAGAACCACCCGGUGGCCAUGAAUCAGACCUGCAUGCUCCAGGCCCUUGAGAAGGGCUUGAAGGAGCUCCCCUUGUACUGGUUUGCAGAUUUCUUUGACUCGCAGCAGCUGAUUGUCGACGACAGAUUCAGCUACCCGUAUUUUGCCAACAACGUCUUCUUGAUCCGCACGGACAAGUACCGUGAGGUCAUCCAGCACAGCAAGUGCUGCUUUCGUACUGACGAGGUGACAAUGAAUGUCCUGCGGCAUGAGCAGCGAUCCAACCUUUGCUUUGUUCGGGAAUCCUUUGGCAUCCACCCAGCCUGGGGCAACUUCGGACAGGACAUCAAGCAUUCUGCAGAGGAGGAGACGAUCUCAUGGCUGAAAAGGAUGGCUGCACCGGUCUUCAACACAUUGGGCGUGUGA
Messenger RNA from Symbiodinium natans, 1491 nucleotides. The record is from the annotation of a GenBank genome assembly. NCBI's taxonomy places the organism in Eukaryota, Dinophyceae, Suessiales, Symbiodiniaceae.